This is a messenger RNA of Lentinula edodes (shiitake mushroom), 3042 nucleotides long. Its product is annotated as glycoside hydrolase family 35 protein. Gene Ontology annotation, cellular component: vacuole. The transcript is spliced from 20 exons. Gene Ontology annotation, biological process: carbohydrate metabolic process. Bases 1 to 3042 code for a protein of 1013 amino acids. The record is from RefSeq and is a predicted model, not a curated record. NCBI's taxonomy places the organism in Eukaryota, Fungi, Basidiomycota, Agaricomycetes, Agaricales, Omphalotaceae. Gene Ontology annotation, molecular function: beta-galactosidase activity.
AUGAUAAUCCUUGUCUUAGUGCACAAGAUUGUUGCUUCUAAUUAUACUGACCAAGUCCAGUUUGACAGUUAUAGCCUUCUUCUGAAAGACCAGCGUGUAUUCUUACACGGCGGUGAAUUCCACACAUUCCGCCUACCGGUUCCCGGGCUAUGGAUCGAUAUUCUUGAAAAAGUGAAGGCUGCAGGUCUCAACAGUAUAAGCGUAUACACUCAUAUGGGACUAUUAAAUCCCUCCCGUGGUGUAAUCGAUUUCAAUGACUGGAGAGAUCUUCAACCUCUAUUUGACGCUGCUAGAGAAGUUGGAGUUUGGAUAACUCUACGACCCGGUAUGUUCAUCUCCAUUAUCGAAUAUAUCAACGCCGAGACAACAGCUGGAGGAAUUGCACACUGGAUUACAUCGGAGGUCGCUGGAACGCUUCGCACGAAUGCAUCUGACUAUCGGGAGGCGUGGACUCCUUACAUUCAGGCAAUCGCUUCUAAGAUCCGCGGAAACGAGAUCACCGAUGGUGGCCCUGUUAUUCUUCUGCAAAUCGACAACGAGUACAAUCUGGAUACCGGAGAGACUUACAUGGCGCAACUAGAAGCUACAUAUCGGGAGGCGGGCAUUGUCAUUCCUUUCACAUACAACGAUGCUGGAAACCAAGACCACUUUAUUAAUGGAACGGGUGCUGUUGAUUUACAUGGGAACGACUAUUACCCUCAACGGUAUGACUGCGCUGACCCGGAUGAGUGGCACACUGUCGUCGACUACUACGAUUACCACAUGCAGGUAGAUUCAUCGCAACCUUUCUACGUACCAGAAAUGCAAGGAGGGUCAUUAAACGGAUGGGGUCCUGGAUCUGCUCAAUAUAGUGGCUGCACACUUCUUACUGGUCCCGAGUUCGAGAAUGUCUUCUAUCGUCAGCUAUGGGCCAGUAAUGUCAAACUUGUUAGUUAUUACAUGUUCUAUGGAGGCACGUCCUGGGGGGCUCUCCCAUAUGGGUAUGUGUAUACCUCCUAUGAUUAUGGUGGCACGAUAUCUGAAUCUCGUGCUCUCACUCCCAAACACCCAGAGAUAAAGCUUCAAGGUAUUUUCCUUCGCAGUUCACCAGAAUUCUACAAAACGAACCGGAUCGGAAAUUCAUCCAUUGGGCUUCCCGGCGGAAGUGGUGUAUCUGACCCUUCCGCUGUUGCGGUCACUUUUUUGCAGAACCCUGACUCGGGUGCUGGUUUUUGGAUCGUGCGGCAGAAUGAUUCUACUUCUACUGCGAUAACGUCAUUCACUUUGGAUGUGACGACUGUCCACGGAGACGUUUUACAUCUUCCCCUUGUGACAUCUGCGAUUACUCUCAGUGGUCGUGAGUCCAAGGUGGUCCUUACCGACUACGCAUACGGCGCCAAAUCUCGUAUGCUCUAUUCGACUGCACAGGUCUUCUUCUCUGGCUCCAUCGAUUCGCGGGACGUCCUCUUCCUCUAUGGUGACGCCUCGCAGUCUCAUGAAUUUGGGCUUGCUCUCUCCGGAUUUUCAUCCUCAGCCGAUGUAUUCACGGCUACCAAUGGAACAUCUGUCGGUCUCUCUGAGGCAAUCACAGUCAUCUCCUUUUCCGCACCAUUCUCCCCUGGUCUAGUCACAGUCUUCGAAUCCGAUACGCAACUAAUUCUCUUCGCUGACACGCCCACCGCAUCCAUGUUUUUUGCCCCUACCAUUUCAUCGUCUACCAGCAUUGACCCACAUAAAAGCUAUUGGAGCAUAGGUACAAACGAGACGGUGCUCAUAGGAGGACCCUACCUCGUGCGGUCAGCUUCUAUUGCCUCCGACUCGCGCAUUCUAAACAUCAGAGGGGAUUUAAACCUCACCUAUCAAUCCAAUGGAACAAAGAUAAUUAUUGUUGGUCCUGCUCGGAUCACUUCUGCGACGUGGAAUGGCAAACAGAUUGAUUUACGAGCUGCAUCUGGCACGUCACAAAGACACACCCCCAGCAUUGUUCUAAUGGGCACGAUUCCUGCCCCAAACGGUGCUCAAGUGGCAGUCAAAGUCCCGACUCUGUCGGGUUGGAAAUUCAGGAAUAGUUUGCCUGAAAUUUCCAAAACUUUUGAUGAUUCAUCUUGGACAGUGGCAAAUCACACUACCACGAAUAUCCCUUUUCCCAUGUACUACGGCGAUGGACGUAUACUCUAUGGCUGUGAUUAUGGGUUCUGUGAAAAUAUCGUUCUGUGGAGAGGCCAUUUCAAUGCCACAGGAUUAGAAAAGAGUGUCAAUCUCUCCAUCAACGGGGGAGAAGCUUUUGCUGCCAGUGUAUGGCUGAAUGGUGUAUUCCUCAAUACAUCGUACGGAAAUGCCUCAGCUAGCUCCAACAUCCUCGAGGAAACUGAUGACCAGUUCAUUUUUCCAAAAGGAGUGUUGUUGCCAGAGGAAGACAAUGUCAUAACUAUCCUUCAGGAUAACAUGGGCCUCAAUGAAACCGUUCUUACCCUCAACGAUCCAAAAAGUCCUCGGGGUAUACGGGGCUUCCGGCUUGACUGCGGUAUCUUCUCCGAAUGGAGAGUUCAAGGCAAAAUUGGCGGCUACUCUGGUUACCCUGACAAAGUUCGCGGAAUUCUCAAUGAAGGCGGGCUCUUUGGCGAGCGCAAAGGUUGGCACCUUCCAGGUUUCGAUACUACAGACUGGAUUGGCCGACCUCUCUCUUCUGGGCUUCCAAACGCCUCCGCGGGCGCAGGGUUUUUCGUCACUACGUUCAAUCUCAGUGUUCCCAUUGGUCUUGAUGUUUUCAUGUCAUUCACGUUUGAAGAAGAACUAGGACAAUCAUACCGUGCAUACCUUUUCGUGAACGGCUGGAUGUUAGGAAAGAGAGUAGCUAAUCUUGGUCCGCAGUUCGAAUUUCCGGUUCAUCAAGGUAUACUCGAUUAUCAAGGUGUCAGCACUGUAGCUGUUGCUGUGUGGUCAAUGGAAUCCAACGUAGCUAUUUCACCUCAACUCAAUUUGACUGCCAGCAGUAUUCUCAGCGGUGGGGUCACGCAUAUUGAAAUGAAUAACCCGAAGUGGUCCCCUGAAGGGAGGGAAUAA